Molecule: messenger RNA, 2438 nt
Organism: Rhipicephalus microplus (southern cattle tick)
Lineage: Eukaryota; Metazoa; Arthropoda; Arachnida; Ixodida; Ixodidae
Product: extracellular matrix organizing protein FRAS1
Biological process (GO): anatomical structure morphogenesis
Source: RefSeq, a predicted model, not a curated record
AUGUCCCAAUGUAUCUGUGUCGGUGACAAGCCACACGGGCAGGAUGUCACUGCCUCCAUGGAAUACCUGAACGGCACCGGUCCAGCAGCACAAGCUGGUCGCCUGCACAUUACUGUUCGCAUAAGACACCGAGACUCCAUGCUGCCACUGAUUUCGACGCAUCCGCUACCCAGUGCGGAGCAACUCUUCGGAAACGUUGUCUCGCAAAAGCAGCACAUCUGCUCCAAUGUAGCCGGCCCCGGAGACCAUGGCUUGGCGUUUGCUGCCUUCAUGAAAUCUACAAUUGGUGCUCCUAGAAUAGGAGAGGUGAGGCCUUAUCAAAGUGACUCAGCGAUCCGCGGCUCCUCUGCUGUGUCGCUGUACCACCACCUCGAUUUGAACCAAUGCCUAUGGACGUUCGAGGCCAUCAUUUCUCUGAAGGAUGCAGUUGGAGUUUGUGGCGGUGUCCUGCUAGAAGACUUCAAGGAGCCCGACUCGCACCGGCGGUUUGUCACGGUGCGGCUCCCGGUGUACGUGACGCUGGCUUUCCCGGCAUUUGUAGCAGCCGUGGGAGAUGCGGCCCCUCGAUGGACGAGCGUGGAGCGGCGCUCGCAGCUGGAGCUGAGCUUCGCGUACGGGCCGGCUAUGUGGUCCGAACGGCCUCUUGGCACGCGAGCCCCACCGAAGGCGAAGGUUUCAGUGACUAGGGUGUCCCUAGCUCGCGAUGGCAGGCUCAGUGUCCACUUGCUCACCAAAGCGCUCUUCCACGGCAUGUUGGCGCUGAACCAUUCAAUGAAGAAGCACGUCCGCGGCCGCUUCUUAAAGAAGUCGUCCGGGGACUUGGGCCUCUACUCGCUCACCCGGCUGUGGGCGGAGCCAUCGUUCGACGCACCGUCCCAGCUUUGGAAAGCCGUGUCUCAGCAGAGUUUCAAGGACUACUCGGGCCUCCACGAGCUGGAACUCGUGCCGUGCGUUGCCGCGCCAGCACAGGACUACAGAAUCCCUCCAGAGGACUUCUGCACGCCCCUCGAACCACUGAGGUUCGAAAUACCAGUGUCGGCUCCUCUGCCCAUCAACGCCCUCAAUGGAGCAGUCUAUAACUUGGGUACAGAGUUCCAGUUGCUCAGUAGCAAAGAAGACUUCCUCUCCGACCCCAGGGACUUGCGCCAAGGAUUCGAAGACGUCGACGAGAGGCGCAUCUUCUUCAGAGGGGAAACGUUGUUUGGUCGCGUAUUGUGGAAUCCAUUAGAAGAACUGAGUGCCAGUCUGCGCAUCGACCAAGUGUACCUGUGCACAGGAAAGGCAGGCUUCACACCCAGUUUUGACCCAACGGGCCACGAGCUUGCCCGAACACCCAGUUUUGGCUGCGUGCAGCCCAGUCCGAACCUCGAGCACCGUUUUCUCAUUCUAGACCGCAGCAAUCCAGACCACGUUGAUGACUCAGUGGCAGGAGUGUCUUUCAAGGCUAAACUUGCCGAAGAGGAUUCACUCACCAGGCGGUUAAGAGACUACCCUGGGGUUGACGGAUUCUUCAUGCUGGUCGACCCUCUCUAUGAGACGCCGUCCGGUGGGCAGUGGUACUUGCAGGUGCUGUACUCGGUUGUCCCUCAUGGAAGAGGCGGACAUCGUCAACGGCGAGUGGUGACGAGGGUUUCGCCGAGCAACGAUGCAGAAACUGCGACCGACAUGCACUCCUUCCGCAUAAGCCACAAGUCGCAUCGGGCCGGUGGCACCUUUACAGGCACAGCGCUAGCAGCAGGGAGCUCAGCGUUAUUGGUGCUGCUCCUUUCCGGCUGGGCCACAUACCGUUACCGCCGAGCCGUCGUUGCAUCAACUGCAGCCACAAGUGCUGGCGCGAGAAACGGCGGUCACUAUGCCGCUCUGCAAGACCACCAUCACCACUGCCGCCAUCACAAUCCUUCUUCGUCGAGCGUGCGAGGAGUUCGUGUGCUGACAUGGCAUCCCGUGAUAGACACCACGCAUUGCGAUGCCACCGAAGUGUGACAUUGAAACGAUCUAAUGCGCAGCCUUUCGCCCCCAACAGUUAAGUGGACACUGCCCUCGUUUGGUGCGUCUUCAGACUCCAGAAGUGGGAACUGUAGUCAUCGUUCACGUGUAUCACAUACGUUUUCGAACAAUACCACGUGAUUGUUCGUGUCGGCUGACUUUGUCAUCAUAUAUGUGUGCAUGCGUGUUUGUCAAAUAUGGAGACCCACUGUGUAACAUGCAUGGCUACGUUGCUUGAUAUCGAGGAAGAUACCAAUGGCUAUAUGCAGUGUGGAUUUUCAUUCUUUAAAACAAACAUUACUUGGCUCCAAAAAGGACAUUCCGUUGGGAUCAUUUCUUUACGUUUUAAUACAGCAUGUAAAGAAAAUGACGUAAAAAAGGGAAAGAUGGAAGACUCUUUAAUGAAUUGUUGAUGUUCCUACCAGCGUACACAUUAAAGAGGUCCUUCAGCA